CUACAUUUACCUGUGCAAGACACAGCAGACGUGCAGCAACGGAAGAGCUAGAGUCUCAGCGCGCUUGGUAGCGCCAAGCGAGUUAGCGCUCUGAGCGGUCUAAGCCACUCUGGUUGCAUGCUUCAUUCGACCAGCUUGGAAGCUUCAGCCUUCCUUCACCAACAACGAACAACAAGACGCUCCACAAGUUCCUUUGCACAAGCGAGACAAGGCUCUUACGCAAAUUUUGCACUACUUGACAUCGCACCCACUUCAAAUGCAUCCUGAAUGCUGCGGCUUGUACAGGUAAAAGCCGACGGCAGCUUCAGCCUUGCCAGAUAUGAAAGCACCUCGAUCCCGCCGUAUGCGAUACUAUCGCAUACCUGGGGCAACGACGAGGAUGAGGUCACGUACGACGACAUGCGAAACAAAACUGGACGAGAAAAAACGGGUUAUGCCAAGAUGGCCUUCUGUGCUAAGCAAGUCGCAGAAGAUGGCCUUCAACACUUCUGGAUCGACACUUGCUGCAUCGACAAGUCAAGCAGCGCGGAGCUCUCGGAAGCUAUCACAUCCAUGUUCCGUUGGUAUAAGAACUCAACCCAUCCUACUUGGAUCUCAGCUUUUCGAACCAGCAGGUGGUUCAAUCGAGGUUGGACUCUCCAAGAACUGCUUGCCCCACAUACGGUCAGCUUCUUCUCUCGCGAGGGAAAGGAGCUUGGCAACAAACUGGAUCUAGAGCAACACAUCCAUGAAGUUACGCGUAUCCCUGUUCCCGCUCUUCGAGGAGUUCCUCUGCACGAAUUCUCUAUACCGGAUCGGAUGUCCUGGGCUGCUAGCCGUGAAACUAAGCGUGAGGAAGACAAGGCAUACUCACUGUUAGGGAUAUUUGGUGUGAGCAUGUUACCAAACUACGGAGAAGAGGAGGAAGCAGCAUUUAGAAGGCUUCGAAGAGAGAUCAGAGAGAUCACAGGGAACGAUACCACAUCUUUGGAUGAAGAGGAGAAACAGCUGUUUAUGAGUACGCUACGAUUUGAUCAGAUUGAUGCACGUCACAUAACGAUCAAGAAUGCCCACGCUAAGACGUGCAAGUGGCUCCUACACAAGUCAGAGUACGUUGAUUGGCUGGAUACGGCAAAGCUGCCUCACCACCAUGGCUUCUUGUGGAUCAAGGGAAAGCCAGGAACCGGAAAGUCAACCUUAAUGAAGUUCGCUUUCGGUAAAACAAGCAAAAGCAAAACGAUGAAGCACAGCGUUGUAAUUGCCUUCUUCUUCAACGCUAGAGGGGAAGUGCUGGAAAAGUCUGUAAUUGGAAUGUAUCGGUCGCUACUAUUACAGCUGCUCGAACAAGUCCCCAGUUUACGGUGUACCUUCAAGUCCUCGAGUCUAUCACCCUCAAGCGUCAACGCAGAGUAUCAGUGGGGCGUUAACUCACUCGAAGCGCAACUCGAGCAAGCUGUGCUGGGUCUCGGAAAUACACCUGUUGUUUGUUUUAUCGAUGCGCUUGACGAGUGUGAACAACGGCAGGUUCGAAGCAUGAUAUCAUUCUUCGAAAACACUGGUGAGCUCGCGGUAUCAUUUGGCAUAUCCUUCCGGGUCUGCUUCUCGAGCAGACACUACCCUGAGAUCACGAUCAAAAAAGGCCUGAGCUUCAAGCUCGAGGGACAGGAAGGCCACAACCAGGACAUCAACAACUACCUAGAGAGCGAAUUGGAGAUUGGAGAUAGCGAGAUUGCCCAACAGGUUCGAGCAGACCUCCAAAGAAAGGCCUCUGGAGUUUUUAUAUGGGUUGUACUCGUUGUGGAUAUACUGCAGAGAGAGUAUGACCGCGGCCGCAUGUAUGCUCUAGAGCAGCGGCUCCGGGAUAUACCUGCUGAUCUUCAUCAAUUAUUCCACGACAUACUGACACGAGAUUCACGCGACAAAGAGGGCUUGAUUUUAAGCAUUCAAUGGGUCCUCUUCGCGAAGCAACCCUUGAGCCCAGAACAGCUCUAUCUCGCAGUUCUCUCUGGAGUCGAACCUGGACUUGUGUCCCAAUGGUACCCUGGCGCCAUCCCUGAGGAAGACACAAUAAGACGCUUCAUACUCGAUGCAUCCAAGGGUCUCACCGAAAUCACGAAGUCCAAAUCUCAAAAGGUUCAGUUCAUCCAUGAGUCUGUAAGAGACUUCCUGCUGAAAGACGAUGGUCUUGGGAGAAUUUGGCCGGAUCUCAGAGACAAUUUCGAAGGUCAAAGCCACGAACGGCUCAAGCAAUGCUGUUUCACCACCAUGCGCUCAAACGUGGAAGGCCACAUAAGAGUUCCCAGCGACUUUGUUAAAGCCUUGCCACAAGAGAUUACAGACUCACGUGCGGCAGUCACUCAAGCUUUUCCAGUCUUGGAAUAUGCUGUGCAGAACAUAUUACAUCAUGCCAAUGCUGCACAAGGAGCCGGCAUUGACCAGACGAACUUCAUGGCGGAUUUCCCACUCGAUCGGUGGAUAAGAUUCGCCAACUUGUUUGAGAGACAUAAGAUACGUAGGCAUACGAACUCAAUGAGCAUCCUCUAUAUCCUCGGGGAGCGCAACAUGCCAAACCUUAUCAGAUCCUAUGCGUCUGUCAAUACUUGUUUCGAGGUUGGAGCAGAGCGCUACGGGGCGCCAUUCCUAGCAGCUGUCGCGACUAAGAGCAAAGAGGCCGUGUGCGCCUUUGUCGACGCACUCAACAAAGCAAAUGGUCAAAGGAACGUCAGCCCGGAAUCUUACGUGCAUUUUUAUCAGAGCAAAGACGGACAAAGUCUUCUCCCACGGGACUUCAAAUUCUCGAAACAGAGGAAUAUCGUCGACUAUCUUAUCGAUCUUGGUGACGAGGCUGCUUUGUGUCUUGCAAUCACGACAAACGUGGUUAAUGUUGACGCAUGGCUCAACGACGGAUCAACGCCGCUGAUCUGGGCAACACAGAAUAGGCGCAGAGACAUUGUUGAGCUGCUGCUUAGCACUAACAAGGUUGAUGUUAAUGCGAAGAACAACAUUGGCCGGACACCGCUGAUGUUAGCAGCGCAGACUAGGCACAGAGACGUUGUUGAGCUGCUGCUUAGCACUGACAAGAUUGACGUGGACGCGAGGAGAGCAAUGCCGGAUUGUCGCCGCUGAUGUUGGCAGCACGAGAUGGGUGCAAAGACAUAGCGGAGAUGCUGCUUUGUAGUGGAAAAGCAAACACCGAUGCAAGAGAUAGAGAGGGAUCGACGCCGCUAAUAUUAUCAGCUCGGCA
Messenger RNA from Macroventuria anomochaeta, 3223 nucleotides. RefSeq lists its product as uncharacterized. Gene Ontology annotation, molecular function: protein binding. The coding region runs from base 268 to 3105 and encodes 945 amino acids. The transcript is spliced from 3 exons. Lineage: Eukaryota; Fungi; Ascomycota; Dothideomycetes; Pleosporales; Didymellaceae. The record is from RefSeq and is a predicted model, not a curated record.